Molecule: messenger RNA, 1352 nt
Organism: Populus trichocarpa (black cottonwood)
Lineage: Eukaryota; Viridiplantae; Streptophyta; Magnoliopsida; Malpighiales; Salicaceae
Product: rRNA 2'-O-methyltransferase fibrillarin 1
Exons: 7
Coding region: 198-1127 (309 amino acids)
Biological process (GO): rRNA methylation; box C/D sno(s)RNA 3'-end processing
Cellular component (GO): nucleolus; box C/D methylation guide snoRNP complex; small-subunit processome
Molecular function (GO): histone H2AQ104 methyltransferase activity; RNA binding; rRNA methyltransferase activity
Source: RefSeq, a predicted model, not a curated record
UCCAUUUACCAAACCUUCUUCAGAGAAUAAGGCCAUGCCAUUCAAAGAAAAAACCCUAAACCCUAAAAUCAGACACUAUAAAGUGAGGUCGCGUUGAGCGGCAAAAGCUCGGUGUUCGCCUCCCUCCCAUCUGUUUGCAGCUCAAGCCUACUUCUUUUCUCUCUACUUUCUUCUAAGUCUUAGCGGCAGAAGCAGAGAUGGCUCCCCCAAGAGGACGAGGUGGCAGUGGUGGUGGGUUCAGGGGAGGCAGAGGUGAUGGAGGAGGAAGAGGCAGAGGCAGAGGUUUUGGAGGAGGAAGAGGAGGUGGGGGUGGAAGGGGUAGUGCCAUGAAAACCAGAGGUGGUGGGGGAAGAGGCCGUGGUGGUGGAAGAGGCCGUGGGGGUGGAGGAAUGAAAGGUGGGAGCAAGGUUGUAGUGGAGCCUCAUAGACAUGAAGGGGUGUUCAUUGCUAAGGGUAAAGAAGAUGCUCUUGUUACUAAGAAUAUGGUUCCUGGUGAAACUGUCUACAAUGAGAAGAAGAUCUCUGUCCAGAAUGAAGAUGGAACUAAAGUUGAAUACAGGGUUUGGAACCCCUUCCGAUCAAAAUUGGCUUCUGCCAUUCUUGGUGGUGUUGAUGAUGUUUGGAUCAAACCUGGCGCUAAAGUUCUUUACCUGGGUGCUGCUUCUGGCACUACUGUUUCUCAUGUAUCUGAUAUUGUUGGCCCUACUGGAGUGGUAUAUGCAGUAGAAUUUUCUCACAGAAGUGGCAGAGACUUAGUUAACAUGGCAAAGAAACGCACCAAUGUAAUUCCCAUCAUUGAAGAUGCCAGGCAUCCUGCCAAGUACCGCAUGCUAGUUGGCAUGGUUGAUGUGAUCUUUUCUGAUGUUGCUCAGCCUGAUCAGGCAAGGAUUUUAGCACUCAAUGCUUCCUAUUUUCUGAAGUCUGGGGGUCAUUUUGUUAUUUCAAUAAAGGCAAAUUGCAUAGAUUCCACUGUCCCUGCCGAGGCAGUAUUUGAAAGUGAAGUGAAAAAGAUGGUGCAGGAGCAGUUGAAGCCUACUGAACAGGUGACCCUCGAGCCGUUUGAGCGAGACCAUGCCUGUGUGGUUGGUGGCUACCGUAUGCCAAAGAAACAGAAAGUUGCUGCUUAGGGAUUUAGGCUGUAUUGUUUCGCAUUGCUCUUUAGGAAUUAGAGGGGACAAGAAAGCAAAUGUGAAGUUUUGAGGGUAUUUUUCUCUAUUCAUCUUUGUUUGUAACGAAUUGAUAUCGAAUUUAAGUGAAACUGAGUAGCAGUGUUUGAUGGUGAAGUAAGGAAAUGAACAGUACACAUCUCUUUAUCUUAGUUCGAGCGCCUUCACGUGGCGACGCUUUAUUUU